This is a messenger RNA of Drosophila yakuba, 493 nucleotides long. RefSeq lists its product as uncharacterized. Lineage: Eukaryota; Metazoa; Arthropoda; Insecta; Diptera; Drosophilidae. Bases 1 to 306 code for a protein of 101 amino acids. The record is from RefSeq and is a predicted model, not a curated record. The transcript has a single exon.
AUGAGUAAAUCUAAAUCUGACAUGUUUGGGUCCUCGCACAACAAUUGCACGAAGAAAGUCUCUGAGGUAGCUGGGGUAAGUCUUCGCGGGAAGCCAAGCUAUGUCGUGUGCCGGGGAAAGACGUCCCCCGGCCUUACGGAAGUCGAUAGCUCGAUUGACCUCAGAGAGCCGUACAACGUAGCUAUCCAGCAAGAAGUUCAAGACAUUAUGAAGCACCAACAAAACAUAAUUAAAAUGGUGGAUGGUAUGUACAGGGACAUCGCUAAUCAGAAAGGUUUCAAGAAGAGGAAUGACUACGAUAACUAGUUAACCACCAAGUGGUGUGGGUUUUGUCAAAAAUUUCCCGUUAAACUAAAAUUGAUCAGAGGGACUGUUGCGAUCCAAGUUCCAUACAUCCAUUCCAGCCAAUGCAUUCGUUUGCCGCGACCUUUGUUGUCUUACUGCGAUUCAAUUGGCAUUAUCAUUUUGUUUUUAAUAAAUAAUUAUAAGUGAA